AUGUGUACUAAUUGUAAGAAAGAAAAAUAUCCAAUACAAACUAUUGUAGUACAUCUACAAUAAAAAAAAUUGUACAAUAGAUGUUCUUCUUGCUGGAAAAUUAAUCUGACUGUAAUAAUGACAUCGUUUGCCAAACAAACAGGAACUAUUAUUUUUUCAAAACAGAAUAUUUCCGGAAACAAUGAUUUUUCCUUAAAAUAUUUUAUGCAGCAUUUUUAAAUAUUAAAAUUAUAAAUACUUGAAAGAAAAAAGCAUAAAACUUAUUAAAAACAUGAUAAUAUUAAUGAUAAUAUUUUUCUCUCACAAAAUAAUUGUUAAAAUCUUAAUUGUAAACUUAACAAUUGUUAUUUUUUUGAUUGAAUAUAAGUUAUAAUUCAAUUAUUAUUAUUAUUAUAUAAUACUAAAUAAAAUAUUAAAAACUUUGUACUUUGAAAAUUUUUAAUUGAUUUCUGUAUGGAAAUUAUAUUUUAAACUUCAAAUUAAUUUCGUAAAAAAAUUUUUUUUGAUAUAAUUAAAAGGGAAAAAUUUUUUUUUAAUACACAUAUAUAUAUAUAUAUUUAUAUAUUCUAGCAUUAAAUUAUUAUAUUAUAUAUUUAUUACAUUAGUAGUAUAACUCAAAAAUAGAAGGAAAAAUGAAUUUAAAGGUUUUAUGUAACAACUAUUGUUUACAUAACAACUUUUUUAUAUACCAAUAAAUCAAUUUUAAAAUCAGAGGGCAAAUUAUUGUUGCAAUAAAUAAAUGAUAUGUGAUAUUAUUAUUUUUGUGAUAUUAUUAUUUAAAAAUAAAAAGUAAAUGUAAUAUAAUUUAUAAAAGUAAAAAUAAUGUUAAUGAUUUUUUACAAUUUCAGUUAAAGAAGAAGAUGAUCAACUGCCGUAGCGGUUAUUGUCCAUUUGAUCUCUUUUCGGGAGUGGAAACACGUAUGAAAUCAGCACUAAAAGGAUUGCUAAAAUCACCACAGAAUAAUCUUAAAAUUUUUAAAGAUGGUGUUAUAGUUUAUGAUCAAGAAUCAAAUUCAAGCGAUCUUGAAUGUGUCUUAACAGAAUGGUUUUGCAAUUCUAUUAAUUUUACGAAUAAAGGAUACAUUGAUAAAUUCUGUAAUUUAAUUUGCACUGUUCUUUUACGUCCAUUUAUUUCCGAAGAAUUUAAGUUUUGUACACUUCCUACAUAUGAAUUGUGCACAUCUAUCGUUGAACAAAAUUCGAAAAUGACCACAUACAUUAAUCCAGAUCUAAUAGCAAAAGCCAAGAAAUUAUUAUAUUUUGCUGGAGAGAUGUGUAACUUAAAAGAGGAAAUAUUACCAAAUAAUUCGGUACUAGAACGAAUACUUCAUAUGCAAAGGUUACCUUUCAUUAGUUCAGAAUACGUUUAUAAUACAUAUUUAAAGUUUCGUUCGUGGUUGACUGACGAUAUUAUUUAUUCUAAUUUAAUAAAUACGAUCAAAUUUAAUGAGUAUGAAAUAUCUUGUAUCAAGCAAAAUAAAUCUUUAAAUCAAGUGAAGAGCCUUCAAACAUUAAAACAAGUUCAUAUACAAACAUAUGCCAAAAAUAGUACAACUUCUAACAAAUCAAAAGUUAUUGACGAUUGUAUUAUUGGCAACAAACAUAUUAAUGAACCUAACGAAAAUUUUCUUAUAUCGAAAUCAAUUUUAAUUCCAAUUGAAAAAAAUAAUUUUCGCUACAGUAAUGUAAUAAACAGCGAAGAUAAAGUACAUUAUAAUGAAAGAGAAACAUAUUUUUAUGUAAAUACUGAAAGUAUAUUAUGCUUGCAGAAUUACCUCUUAUUUUCGUGUGCUAGAGAUUGUUCAAUAUUGAUGUCAUUUCGAGAAAUAAAUCCGAAUACCGUAUCAUCUACCAUCGAUAAUAAUAUAGUGCAACUUCCGGAUGGACUUAGCUUUAUUUACAAUAUCAGAAUUUCUGAUAUAGAUCCAAAAAGCUUACAUUGCAUUGAAAAACAUCGCCAACGAGAUAUUGAUGUUUUAAAUUCAGUAAUAUCUUUUCUAGAACAAGAUUUUAUAAUUAAAAAUCAAAAUUCAUUUGAAAAAUGA
Heterotrigona itama is the source of this 2045-nucleotide messenger RNA. NCBI's taxonomy places the organism in Eukaryota, Metazoa, Arthropoda, Insecta, Hymenoptera, Apidae. The record is from the annotation of a GenBank genome assembly.